UGCGAGAGCUUGCAAGCGCCCGCCCCGGAGGACCGCCCCUGGUGCUAGUGGCUGGCUGGCUGCGCGGUCUUCCCGCCCUCUCCAGCUUCGGGGCUCUUCGGUAUCGUCCGUGUUCGCUCGAAUGUUCAAGAAAUGACCACUCCCAAUAAGACACCUCCUGGUGCUGACCCUAAGCAGCUGGAAAGAACGGGAACAGUGCGAGAAAUCGGGUCACAGGCUGUUUGGUCACUCUCGUCUUGCAAACCAGGAUUUGGAGUAGACCAACUACGAGACGACAACCUAGAAACAUACUGGCAGUCAGACGGCUCCCAGCCUCACCUGGUCAACAUUCAGUUCAGGAGAAAAACAACAGUGAAGACCUUGUGUAUCUAUGCAGACUAUAAGUCAGAUGAAAGUUACACUCCCAGCAAGAUUUCGGUUCGCGUAGGGAAUAAUUUUCACAACCUUCAAGAGAUCCGGCAACUUGAAUUGGUGGAACCGAGUGGCUGGAUUCAUGUUCCCCUGACUGAUAAUCAUAAGAAACCAACCCGCACUUUCAUGAUCCAGAUCGCCGUCCUUGCAAACCACCAGAACGGAAGAGACACCCACAUGAGGCAGAUUAAAAUAUACACACCAGUGGAAGAGAGCUCCAUUGGCAAAUUUCCUAGAUGUACAACCAUUGAUUUCAUGAUGUAUCGGUCAAUAAGGUGACCUUCAAAUAGAGCAAAACAGUUAAAGGAAGCCUCAUUAUAGUAUAUGUGCUACCGAAGCAAGUACAAAGGUAUCCUCAUUUUAUCUUGUUAGCCAGUAUUGCAUUUGUUGAAACAUCAUCUUACAAUUUUGUAUGCAUUAAAAAGUAUUGAAAUUUUGAUAA
Molecule: messenger RNA, 853 nt
Organism: Suncus etruscus (white-toothed pygmy shrew)
Lineage: Eukaryota; Metazoa; Chordata; Mammalia; Eulipotyphla; Soricidae
Gene: ANAPC10
Product: anaphase promoting complex subunit 10
Exons: 5
Coding region: 133-690 (185 amino acids)
Biological process (GO): protein K11-linked ubiquitination; anaphase-promoting complex-dependent catabolic process
Cellular component (GO): anaphase-promoting complex
Source: RefSeq, a predicted model, not a curated record